GACGAGCUUUCCGAGAUCUAACCUGUACAGUGCAUUGACAUCGUAGUAUAAUUUGUAAAUCAUCUAUUCACAAAUAAUGUGAGGCUGAUAAUAUAUGAUAAAUCACAGCUUUCAAAUAUUAUCAAGUGCUGUGUUCCAUAUUUGCAUGCUGAUUUCUUUGGCAGAUAUAUCUAUAUAAAUAAUAAAUUAAUGACAAGAGAAUUAAAUAUCAGCGUUUACAUUCGGGCACAAUGAAGUUGGCAGACGAAGGACUCGCGGCAUCGCGACAAUCAGCUUUUCAAAUGGAGCUUCGGCCAUCUCCGUCGGUGCUCGUCGACGUACUUCGCGUGACUCCACUCGCAUUACUCGCUCUGCGCCCGGUAUCAGCGAGAGUCCAGUGGAUGGAGUCCAGUCGUCGUCGCGCGCUCGUUUCCUUCAUAUCGGAUUUGUGUUGACUUGCUCGGUGCUUUCAGUAUAUCGUGCAAAUUUCGUCGGCUGAAAUUCACUUGCGCCCAAUACGGUACACCUUUGUCGUCGUGAAUUUUCUUAAACCGGCGAAAAAAUAUGCACAAAGAAUUUAGAUUACUUCUCGUAAGUGGCUCACUACUGAUGUUCUUCAGUAGUCUCGUCACUGCGACCACUUCCGAGGAAAGUUUCGAGACAGUUCAUACGAGCAACGCGGCCGUUCUAAAUCGACUCGGACUGACACCUCUUCAAAUACCCGAUGGGCAUCAUAAGAAGCGAUUAGCCGGACCUGAACCACCGGGGCUGAGCUCGCAAAUGCGCCUACAUCAGCCUUACAGUCGUCGCCAUGGGCAUCGCGACAGCCACGUUUACAUCGUGAAGCUUCCGGCUAGCCCUCCGUACUACACCAUCACGAAGCCUCACAAAUCCGUCAACGACGAUAAAGUGACGAAGACCGGCCCGAGUUUUCCGGUCGGGUUUCCAGGAAAUGGUAAACCCGCCAAGAUUUAUCAUUGGAAUUUACCGGUCGUAAAGAAAAUGACGGAGAAGAAGCGCGCAAGUCUCCAACUAAGGUUUGAUCAGGCCAAGAAAAAGCUGGAGGAUAUGAAUAAACAGCACCAAACCUUUUCCACAAAAACCAUGCUGAAUAAGCUUUAUCCGCUCGAUACGACCAGCAAGAGUUACGAGUAUCGUGCCGCUGAUAACAAACUGCAUCCGCAUCAAAAGCCAGUGACGAAACACGUCAGAAAUAAUGACAAGAGGCUUAGCUAUCCGAGCGACGACAAUGACAAUAUUAAAUUCAAGUCGACGAAAAAGAACGACGUCGGCAACAAGGCGUACAGAUUGGACGAUUUGAACAUCCACAGGAUCCACCUGACCAAUGAGCUUCAUGGCUCGAGAAACACCGUGCCGAAGAUGAAAAAGCACAGAAAAAAAGCUGCCAUGUCGUAUUACGCGCCAAUCGCCACCAAGACGGGUUCCACCAGCAUCCACAAGAACUUCCCCGGAAAUGGCAAGCCUAAGGCUUUCUAUAUUAUGGAGAAGAGUCGCAAGCCAGUAUACUAUCAUCCCCUUCUACCUUAAUCUUCAACUGUUCGUGUAACUGUGCAUAAUCGUGUAAUAUCCUAAGUGACUCGCGAGCCUGUUAGCUUAAGUAGAUGCGUACACUACUCUGUUAAUACAGGAUCAGGAAUCACUGUUCAUUGACAACGACAAGAUGCAAAAAAGGAAAAAAGGAGAGAGAAAAAAAAAAGAAACAGACUUUCAUGCCUAUACUGCACAUAGUCAUUCUUACUCGAGACCAUGUGCAUUCCGCAAAUUGUUCCACUUCUGUUAAACAUACAUCGUUAUUAUCUUUACUUAUAAAAAAGGUAUCGAGAUAAGUAAAUGUUAAAAAUGCAAGUAUAAGUUUCAUCAUCGCAGCUUGUUGAUAAUUCGUUCUUUCGAAUAUUUUUAUUUUACGACAUCACAUUAGAAUAAUCUAUUUUAUCAAUCGCGACGAAACCACGAACGAAUGCAUUGCUGCAAUAAUUGAACUUGUACUUUGUUAACAAUCAACUAACAAGUGGAAUUUGAACAUAUCAUAUUUUCACAAAAUAUGUUACAAGUAUUAAUAUAAUAACAAUAAUCAGUAUCCAUUGUAUCUAUAUAGGCAGCCAAAAAUUUCCGCAUAAUGGUAUCAGGCAUCUACUUCUCUUUAUGAAAAUAUGUUAUUUCAAAAGGCAACUUUGCUAGAAUGAAAAAUUCUUUUCUGAUUUUUUGCCAAUUGUUACUGAAAGAAUAUGUCAAAAUAUUUAUAAGACUGAGAAGCAUCAUCAGAAAAGACUUUUUACGAUUGAUUUGAUCGUAGGAAUGAAUAUACAAAACUCACGAGUAAAUACUUAAAAAAAAACUGAGAAAAGAAACAAUUUGUUGUUUUACUUGCGUGUUUGCGGAAACUACCGAUAUUGCUAACUUGAAUCGAUAGUAUUACUGAGAUUAUGACUGAAUGUUCCAUGUCUGUCCUACAUUGGACAGCUAUAUUCAUACUAUUUACAUAUAUGAUAUAAAUGUCAAUUAAACUAUUAUCAUUCACAAAUUACAUAAUAUAUAUAUAAUGUAGCUUCUUCUUAUUUCUUCAUCUGCUUUUUUAAUUUAUGUAAGAUUUAAAGAAAAGCAAAAAACAUAUUUUUAUUUAGAUUAAUAUAAGAGUUUUACGUGACGUUAAUUUGCUAUGAGACAGAAAAUUUAUUCUCUUUUUACAGAGCUUGAUUUUAAACUGAGUUACAGCUUCUGUUUUUUUUUAUUUUUAUUUUUUUAACAAAUCUGAUUAAAAGUAAGAUUUUUGUGGUAUACGAUCGACGAUUGUUUCCUCCGCUGAAAGAUCAUCUAUAAUCCUAACAAAUUUUCUAUCAUUGAAUUGUAUAUUUUUAUAAAUAAACAUGCAGUAUUUUAAAGAAAACAUGCAGAUACACACACGUAUUUCUAUACGUGCGUAAACACGUAAACAUGAUUGUUCCAUGAUUAUGUCAAAUACUUAAUCGACAUAAGAUAUUUCCAUAUAAUUAUAGGUAGACCUUUCAUUAAGACUGGACAAUACGCAUGUUCUUAUACAACAUGUAAAUUUUCUCUUCCUAUGCGCAUGCACGCAGGAAUCUUUUACGUUAAAUAUAUUUUUUUCUAUAUUCUAGAUAUCGUAAGUAAGCGCGCACGAUUGUAACGAGGCAUUCAGUGUAACGAAUAAAAAUAUUUAUAGCUCUUUGUA
Messenger RNA from Solenopsis invicta (red fire ant), 3187 nucleotides. RefSeq lists its product as uncharacterized. NCBI's taxonomy places the organism in Eukaryota, Metazoa, Arthropoda, Insecta, Hymenoptera, Formicidae. The transcript has 3 exons. The record is from RefSeq and is a predicted model, not a curated record. Bases 544 to 1527 code for a protein of 327 amino acids.